AAACAAAUGACAUCAUCAGGCCGCGACGCCGCUGCCGGUUUGCGGUAAACAUCAGUUAGCGGCUCCUGAAAGAGUCGUAACGUAAACAGCGACAAACCGGCACAGUGUGGAUUCUCUGCUCCACGGUCACACAGCGGAGGUUCCCCGGUUCUCUGGCCGCUCCGUUAGCCGUUAACUGACCGGUGGACGGAUCGUUAGCCGUUAAUUGACCGGUGGACGGAUCGUUAGCCGUUAACUGACCGAUGGACGGACCGUUAGCCGUUAACUGCCCGGUGGACGGACCGUUAGCCGUUAACUGACCGGUGGACGGACCGUUAGCCGUUAACUGACCGGUGGACGGACCGUUAGCCGUUAACUGACCGGUGGACGGAUCGUUAGCCGUUAACUGACCGGUGGACGGAUCGUUAGCCGUUAACUGACCGAUGGACGGACCGUUAGCCGUUAACUGACCGGUGGACGGAUCGUUAGCCGUUAACUGACCGGUGGACGGAUCGUUAGCCGUUAACUGACCGAUGGACGGACCGCCGCCGCUGCCCCCGGAGCUCUGGGUGUGCGUGUUCAGCUACCUGAGCACGGAGGAGAAGCACACCGUGCGCACCUGCUGCCGACACCUGAAGAAGCUGGUGGACCACCCGUCGCUGUGGCGGGGCCACACUGUCGUCCUGUCCGACCUCCGCCGCUACACCUACGGCUUCUGGGACACGCUGCUCCGCCGGAAGCUGACCCGGGUGGCGGUGCGGCACCUGCGGCGGAAGGAGUGGCGGCGCCUCGUCAAGUUCCUGCCGACGCUCACCGCCGUGGUGUUCGUGGACGGAGGAAGGCUGUACAAGGAGAAGUACCUGGACCACCUGGCCCGCUUCCCGGAGAUCCGGGACGUGGGGGUGAGGAACGCCACCUGGGACGAGCCUAUCCUCGGCCAGAGCGUCACCGCUCAGCUGCGGGAGCGGCUGACUCACCUGAGCGUGUGCAACGUCCGGCUGCCGUGCACGGUGCAGUUCAUCAACGCGGUGUCUCACCUGGGCAACCUGCGGUACCUGCUGUUCCACCAGCAGGGGGAGGGCUACGGCCUGGACACGGUGCGACCGGUGCCCCGCGGAGUCUUCCACAACCUGCUGCUGCACCUGAACAAGCUGCAACACCUGUCCUGGGGCAUGAGGGGGGAGCCAUCAGAGCCGCUGCCCGACGACUACCUCAGCCCUUCGGACCCGCAGCAGCCAGUAGGACCGGACUGGUACGGCGGCCCGGCCCUGACCAGUCUGGAGCUGGUGGAUUACCCAGAAACCAUCCUGCCAGAGAAUGCUCUGAGGAGUCUGACGUCGCUGCGCUCGCUGACGGUCCGGUACAGGUACAUCAGAGAAGGCAUCACCUGUCGCCUUCGGUCGUGGCUGAGUCCUCUGAAGCAGCUGGAGAUGCUCACCAUCAUCGGUGGAAACUCUCUGGCGACCUACACCACCACCAUCCCAUCCAGCGUGACCAGGCUGACGCUGCGAGUCGCCAUAACGCUCAAGGACAUGGACUCCAUCGCACCCAAAGUCCCAGGACUGGAGCACCUGGACAUUGAACAGAACCGGUCCAGCGGCAGCCUCUGCAGACGGAUCCCCAUGCUGUUCCCAGAACUCAGGACUCUACGGAUACGAUUUUUCCGCCGGGAACCAGAGAAGGACCUGCUGAGCCUCCACCGACUGCGACACCUGGUGCAGCUGGAGCUGCUGGUGGAGCGAUCUUUCAUCCUCAGAGACUACCUCAACGGUCACCCGUGGCCCAGUCCCUGCGUCCGGGAGCUGAUUGACGAGCUUCGACAGCUUUCCGAGAACAGGAUCACCGUCAUCACCGCCAUGCGACAGAGAAACCCUCUGAAAGAAUGCGACUGUGUCUGGGAAGGAGACUGAGGUGGCCGACAGCAGCUGGGAAAACAAGUCUGCUUCUAGGAGCACGAAGAAGACGGGUCCUUGACUCGGGAACAGAAGCCACGAGACACCAAGACGAGAAGAAUCAGAGAAACUGUUGGUCCCUGCAGGGACUGGAAGGUUAGAAGGAAGGAGGUGUUGGAUGGCGUGCUGGGAAGAAGAGCCUGAAGGUCCAGCAGUGGUUCAGUUGUUCAGAAGAGCCUGAAGGUCCAGCAGUGGUUCAGAUGUUCAGAAGAAGAGCCUGAAGGUCCAGCAGUGGUUCAGAUGUUCAGAAGAAGAGCCUGAAGGUCCAGCAGUGGUUCAGAUGUUCAGAAGAAGAGCCUGAAGGUCCAGCAGUGGUUCAGAUGUUCAGAAGAAGAGCCUGAAGGUCCAGCAGUGGUUCAGAUGUUCAGAAGAAGAGCCUGAAGGUCCAGCAGUGGUUCAGAUGUUCAGAAGAAGAGCCUGAAGGUCCAGCAGUGGUUCAGUUGUUCAGAAGAGCCUGAAGGUCCAGCAGUGGUUCAGAUGUUCAGAAGAAGAGCCUGAAGGUCCAGCAGUGGUUCAGUUGUUCAGAAGAAGAGCCUGAAGGUCCAGCAGUGGUUCAGUUGUUCAGAAGAAGAGCCUGAAGGUCCAGCAGUGGUUCAGAUGUUCAGAAGAAGAGCCUGAAGGUCCAGCAGUGGUUCAGUUGUUCAGAAGAGCCUGAAGGUCCAGCAGUGGUUCAGAUGUUCAGAAGAAGAGCCUGAAGGUCCAGCAGUGGUUCAGAUGUUCAGAAGAGCCUGAAGGUCCAGCAGUGGUUCAGAUGUUCAGAAGAAGAGCCUGAAGGUCCAGCAGUGGUUCAGAUGUUCAGAAGAAGAGCCUGAAGGUCCAGCAGUGGUUCAGAUGUUCAGAAGAAGAGCCUGAAGGUCCAGCAGUGGUUCAGAUGUUCAGAAGAAGAGCCUGAAGGUCCAGCAGUGGUUCAGAUGUUCAGAAGAAGAGCCUGAAGGUCCAGCAGUGGUUCAGAUGUUCAGAAGAAGAGCCUGAAGGUCCAGCAGUGGUUCAGUUGUUCAGAAGAAGAGCCUGAAGGUCCAGCAGUGGUUCAGAUGUUCAGAAGAAGAGCCUGAAGGUCCAGCAGUGGUUCAGAUGUUCAGAAGAAGAGCCUGAAGGUCCAGCAGUGGUUCAGAUGUUCAGAAGAGCCUGAAGGUCCAGCAGUGGUUCAGAUGUUCAGAAGAAGAGCCUGAAGGUCCAGCAGUGGUUCAGAUGUUCAGAAGAAGAGCCUGAAGGUCCAGCAGUGGUUCAGAUGUUCAGAAGAGCCUGAAGGUCCAGCAGUGGUUCAGAUGUUCGCUCAGCUGGCUCUAAGUGGGUAAAAAUAUUCAAACAAAUCCUUCACUGAAUAUUUUCUUCACCAGUGGAACAGCAUGAAUGAAAACAUGUCAGAGCUGAUUGACUUCCUGUUGGGUCACAGAUCCAGUUAAUGUCUUGUUAGGACGAGUUUAUGUUUAAAUUUAAUUCUCUUAAACCCUUUAUAUGAAUAAACUAUAAAGUGUGAUGAAGAAGAAACCAAACUGUGUAAAACAGGCUCAGUGUUGGACUGAGAAGGUCGCUGAUGUAGAACGUUUCUCCUGAUAAAUGAACACCAGAGACUGAUGAGAGCAGCCAGAGCUGGUUUAUGAGCUUCCAGUAGUCGAAUCAUCUGAUGAAAUCACUGUUCAGGUGGUUUGUUUCUGCCAUAUUUAUGUUCAGUCUGACUGCAGCUACAAAAACAGAAGCUGUAGAAACUCUGCAGUCAUGAAAAAAGAAACUUUAAAAUUGUUGAUUUUAUCAUUUUAAAGGUUACCAUUUAUUAAAAACUGUUAAAAGUCA
Molecule: messenger RNA, 3722 nt
Organism: Amphiprion ocellaris (clown anemonefish)
Lineage: Eukaryota; Metazoa; Chordata; Actinopteri; Pomacentridae
Exons: 4
Coding region: 513-1889 (458 amino acids)
Molecular function (GO): protein binding
Source: RefSeq, a predicted model, not a curated record